Messenger RNA from Oldenlandia corymbosa var. corymbosa, 1094 nucleotides. The record is from the annotation of a GenBank genome assembly. NCBI's taxonomy places the organism in Eukaryota, Viridiplantae, Streptophyta, Magnoliopsida, Gentianales, Rubiaceae.
CUUAUUGGUUCGGUCAAUAAUUUCAUCAAGGACCACCCAGGUUUCUGUUUAGAGCAACUAGCCCUGUUGAUAUUUGCUUAUGGGCUCCAUCGUUAUAAAAAAAAAAUGAUUGGGGGAUAUAUUGUGUUGGACGUGUGCCUCUUUAUCAUUUUUCCCAUGUCACACAUCUACUUCGUAAGUGUUGGUUACUCUAAAGAAUUCCACGGACAUGUUCGUGUUAAGGGAUCAGGUAAGGCUGAAAGUGGAACCACUGCCAAGGAAGAAAUUCAGCAGCGUCAGAAAAUGUGCCCACGUGAUAGGAAAGUUUAUGUCGAGGGAAAGCUGCAGACUUGGGGAGAAGAUAAAAUCUUGAAUCAGAUUCAGGAUGAAGAUGAAAACUUGAUGGAUAACCUUGAAGACCCUUCUUCUGCCUCAACCUUUAUGCCUGAGUUGGGCAUGAUGUUGAAAAAGCUAGAGGAAAUUAUUCAGAGUAAAAUAGUAAAUGCCUUGGAAGAACACAAACAGAGCUACUCAGUGAAAUGCGAAGAUUCAUGGCAAAUUGUCCUGAUGAAAGUGGUGGAGAAAUAUGAGGAGGAUAACAAAAGGUUGAAGGAGCAAAACAACGAAUUGACCACAAAACUUAUUGCUGCGACUGAAUCCUCUCAGUUAUACCGCAACCUUCUUCAUGAAGGGAUAUUUUAGUAUAAUCUUAGCUAGUGAUUAAUAGCCAAUAAUAAAUCUUCUAAUAUAUUUACUGCAACCUGCAUGGUUCAUAAUACUGUGUUAGCUAUUGACACAAACUGCGUCCUUUGUGACUUUGUGUCUGUAAUUAGCUAUAAAGUCUUUGUAAUAUUAGAAUAGGAAAAGAUGAUUCGGUUAAUUGACAAAUUUAUCAUUCUUUCUCAUUUUCUUUUGUUCUAUCUCUCUCCCUCGGUUUCUCUCUGAAUCUCCCACCUUCUUCUUACUCGGAUCUAAUCCGGAAUAUCUGACUGGUCUUAUUCAUAACAAUUGUUAAUGUUGAAGAUGAUUCAAGAGUUCGUCCUAAGUAAAACACAAGAAAAUAUUAUCAUUUAGUCAUCUUACAAUGAAAGGGUUCCCAAAAAGUAUCAAAUCUA